Molecule: messenger RNA, 315 nt
Organism: Synchiropus splendidus (mandarinfish)
Lineage: Eukaryota; Metazoa; Chordata; Actinopteri; Syngnathiformes; Callionymidae
Product: placenta-specific gene 8 protein-like
Exons: 3
Coding region: 1-315 (104 amino acids)
Biological process (GO): positive regulation of transcription by RNA polymerase II
Source: RefSeq, a predicted model, not a curated record
AUGGCAGUGACCAGACAACCGGGGCAGUUCAGCCCAUCUGAGUUCCAGACGGGACUGUGCGACAUCUGCGACGACUGCAAAGUUUGUUUGUGCGGAGCGUUCUGCCACCUCUGCUUGACCAUCACCAUCGCCAAUGACAUGGGCGAGUGCUGCCUCUGUGGGAUUGGAAUGCCGAUCCGCUCCGUCUACAGGACCAAAUACAACAUCAACGGCUCCAUGUGCAAUGACUACUUGACCUCGUGCUUCUGUAUGAGCUGCGCCAGCUGCCAGCUGAAACGGGACAUCAAGCGCAGGCAGGAGCAGGGCAUCUUCUGA